AUCAAAGUAGUCAUGGCAAUGCAAGGUCGUAAACUGGAAAACUGUCGUGAUGUUUGAGUUGCCAUUUCGCCAUGCUAAUAUGAAGGCUUAACUCGAGACUUUUAAUCGACUUUCUAUUGAUACCUUUCAAAGAGGAUAUCCGGACAUUUGGAAUGACAUAAAAGCGCUGUUUCAAGGUAUGGAAGUGUCAUGCGAAGCUACUUGGCUAGCAACAUUUACAGCACUUCGUGGAGUUGCUUCCCUCACCCCAGCUGUACAUGGAAGCCUGAGGAUGAGUCAGGGGUCUAACCUUAGAGAAUACGUAUCCCACAAUCCUCCGGGGACAACUUUCUUCCUGUGCCUCUUAACUCUUGCAUUCUCAUUCAUCGUUCUCAGCUCUUAUAGCUACUCUCACUCUCUACCUAACCCUGACAUAGAACAGGACUGGAAUACUCUACUUUUGUCCUUCUCAACGUUUCACUUGUGUGAGAAGGAAAAUGCAAGUUCUCCAGCCCACACCUCCCCAAUUUCUCCACUACAAACGAUCCAGGAAAAGGAUAAGAAAAUAUCAAUAAAUGCAACAAGAAGUUCUUCUGUUAAGGAUUUGCAUCUUCACGUUCCUCUGGCUGUGAUUUCUUCCUCACCGAGUGGCACGCUGAAAGACAUUGUUCUGUUCACAACAUUAACAGCCAAACAGCUUAAGCUUGGAGAUAAAGAACUUGUCAGUUUGGCAUUGAGGAUCUUAUCUGAAGACAGUGAGCACAUAUGUCUCACAAUAAGGGCUCCAACACACAUCCUACCUAUGACUCCGCUCCCUCCAACGUGCUCUGUGUCAGAGUCAAAUAUUUCAAGAGUUCCUGUGGAAGUGACCAAUCAGCUGCCAGCAUCAUCUCAAACCUGCUACAGUAUGCACUUUAGGAAAGACCCAUCCUUGACCGUCAUGUUAACUCUGGAAGAGCAAGGUGUGGCGGUGAAACAUCUGGUGGAAGUCAGCGUGUCUCUGCUUGGUGUUUGUUUGAUUCUCUGUAUAGCUGCAAGCUUGAAAACCUCCGUCCCGCACCGAGAUUAUCUUGCAGGACAAAACUCUCAAAGUGAACCUUUGAUUGAAAGCUGAAGAGGUGUUACAGUCCUACACAGCGAGGAAAUUCUUUGGCGGAAGAAACAGCAAAAUAUUUCACGACAUACUCGUUUACAUGGUGUUGUUUGCAUUUUACUAAAUACUUUUCAUUGCUGCUGACCUUGUAACAAGUGCACUUUGUUGUCCUAAAUAAAGUAAUUAUAGAAAUACACUUCUUAAGCUUGGCAUACACAGGCAUCCGAAUUAUGUAAAUGUUUGUAAACGUUUUAGUACAAAUCACAAGUUGCAAUGUGACUGUGGUUUCGUAAAGACCUCAGAUAGCAGGUGCAACAUGUGUUGUGAAUAUGAGUUCCCUGACUACAUAAUUGUACAAAGUGUACAUUUCUUUCUAUGUUUUAAUUGAAUGAACUUUGUAUAUUAAGGCCAACUGCUUUGCAAAGAAAAUUUGGUAUCUUAAUUUUAAUGUGAAUGAGAAGAACUGGUAUUGUAUUAUCAUUGAAGCAUUCCAGGUAAAUUUGGCGAGAAGGCGUUCAAUUAAUGUCUGUGUUUGGCAGGUUGUAUCAUUAAAUAUUUUCGAACACAAA
Poecilia latipinna (sailfin molly) is the source of this 1641-nucleotide messenger RNA. RefSeq names its product transmembrane protein 248. The coding region runs from base 179 to 1093 and encodes 304 amino acids. NCBI's taxonomy places the organism in Eukaryota, Metazoa, Chordata, Actinopteri, Cyprinodontiformes, Poeciliidae. The record is from RefSeq and is a predicted model, not a curated record. The transcript has 7 exons.